Messenger RNA from Carlito syrichta (Philippine tarsier), 2248 nucleotides. RefSeq names its product cytidine and dCMP deaminase domain containing 1 (gene CDADC1). Lineage: Eukaryota; Metazoa; Chordata; Mammalia; Primates; Tarsiidae. Gene Ontology annotation, biological process: dUMP biosynthetic process; dTMP biosynthetic process. Gene Ontology annotation, cellular component: cytoplasm. The record is from RefSeq and is a predicted model, not a curated record. The coding region runs from base 138 to 1682 and encodes 514 amino acids. Gene Ontology annotation, molecular function: zinc ion binding; dCMP deaminase activity. The transcript is spliced from 10 exons.
AUCCGGCCGCGCCUCGUCGGCCUUCGCCGACAGUUGCCGGAAGGAGGCGAGAGGGGGAGCGGGCGUGGUGCCGCUGGGGCCAAGAUCAUGCCUGACUGGGAGAGGUUUCCUGGGCAGCAGAGGACGCUGGACUUGGGAUGAAAGAAGCAGGGCAGAUGCAAAAUCUGGAGAGCGCGGGUCCCGGGCGGUCAGUCGGCACCCAGACUGGCAGCAUGACUGGCCAGAUACCAAGGCUUUCUAAAGUCAACCUUUUCACUCUUCUCAGUCUCUGGAUGGAGCUCUUUCCAGCAGAAGCCCAAAGGCAAAAAUCUCAGAAAAAUGAAGAGGGGACGCAUGGACCCUUAGGAGAUAAUGAAGAGAUGAUCAGAGUAUCUACUGACAAAAAACAGGUGAAGAGAACUGGUCUUGUGGUGGUGAAAAACAUGAAAAUUGUUGGUCUCCAUUGUUCUAGUGAAGAUUUACAUGCUGGGCAAAUUGCUCUUAUUAAACAUGGGUCAAGACUGAAAAACUGCGAUCUUUAUUUUUCCAGAAAACCAUGUUCUGCUUGUUUGAAAAUGAUUGUAAAUGCUGGAGUUAACCGAAUUUCAUAUUGGCCUGCCGAUCCAGAAAUAAGUUUGCUUACUGAGGCUUCUAGUUCUGAAGAUGCAAAGUUAGAUGCCAAAGCAGUGGAAAGACUGAAGUCAAACAGCCGGGCCCAUGUGUGUGUCUUACUUCAACCUUUGGUGUGUUACAUGGUCCAGUUUGUAGAGGAGACUUCUUACAAAUGUGACUUUAUUCAAAAAAUUAUAAAAACAGUGCCGGAUGCUAACAUUGACUUUUAUUCUGAGUGUAAACAAGAAAGAAUAAAAGAAUAUGAAAUGUUAUUUUUGGUUUCAAAUGAAGAAAUGCAUAAGCAAAUACUGAUGACUAUAGGUUUGGAGAACCUGUGUGAGAAUCCAUACUUUAGCAAUCUAAGACAAAACAUGAAAGACCUUAUACUACUUUUGGCCACAGUAGCUUCCAGUGUGCCCAACUUUAAACAUUUUGGAUUUUAUUGUAGAAAUCCAGAACAGAUUAAUGAAAUUCACAAUCAAAGUUUACCACAAGAAAUUGCAAGGCACUGCAUGGUUCAGGCCAGGUUAUUGGCAUAUCGAACUGAGGAUCAUAAAACAGGAGUUGGAGCCGUGAUUUGGGCAGAAGGGAAAUCCAGAAGUUGUGAUGGAACAGGUGCAAUGUACUUCAUAGGAUGUGGUUAUAAUGCAUUUCCUGUUGGCUCUGAAUAUGCUGAUUUCCCACAUAUGGAUGACAAGCAGAAAGACAGAGAAAUAAGGAAAUUCAGGUACAUCAUACAUGCGGAGCAGAAUGCCUUGACAUUUAGGUGUCAAGAAAUAAAACCAGAAGAAAGAAGCAUGAUUUUUGUGACAAAGUGCCCAUGUGAUGAGUGUGUACCUUUAAUUAAAGGUGCAGGCAUAAAACAAAUCUAUGCAGGAGACGUAGAUGUUGGAAGAAAGAAGGCAGACAUCUCUUACAUGAGGUUUGGGGAACUUGAGGGUGUUAGCAAAUUUACCUGGCAGCUGAAUCCAUCUGGAGCUUAUGGUCUUGAACAACAUGAGCCUGGAAGGAGAGAAAAUGGUGUGUUGAGAGCCGUCCCUCUGAAUGAAGACCAGCACCGAAACAAGAAGCUGUGUCUUGGAGACCACUGAGGCCUGUCUACACUCAAGUGGAGGCCGCAAGAAUUUUUUUACUGCACUUCGAUGAUUCAGCCUUGUUAACUCAGAAAAUAAGGAUGGAUUUUGUGAAUAAGUGAAAAGUUUUUUUAAGGACGCUAAUCUACUUCUAGGAUACAAAUGAGGUGACUGAGAAUAUUUUAUUUUAGAUUUGUGUGUGGUUUCCAUAAUGUAGUAAUGUGUUCUUUUAUUACACUAAAUGAAGUAGCAAUAAUUAAAGAGACCAGUGUAAUCACCAGCAGGUAUUGAUUUCUAUUUAUCUUGACUUUAUAUUAUAUUAACCAACUUGAAAGGAGUUGGUUCCCUGGAGGUCGUGCCUCUGCAGGGAAUCACAUACCUUUUGAGAAAUGUUAACUCCUUUGGAUUACAGUUAAAAGGAUGACAAUUAAUAAACUGCUCCAGGAAAAUAAAUGUCAUUUUUUAGAAGUCAGUGUAUAGCUCAUCAGAAGGUCACAUUUAUACGCAAAGCUUUCUUGUAACCAGAAUGUACUUAAUGAGGAUUGGCUCAUAAAAAUAAAGUUGGUGUUGGUCUCCAUGUAAAA